Molecule: messenger RNA, 1560 nt
Organism: Kuraishia capsulata CBS 1993
Lineage: Eukaryota; Fungi; Ascomycota; Pichiomycetes; Pichiales; Pichiaceae
Exons: 1
Coding region: 1-1560 (519 amino acids)
Biological process (GO): rRNA processing
Cellular component (GO): nucleolus
Molecular function (GO): ATP binding; RNA binding; RNA helicase activity
Source: RefSeq, a predicted model, not a curated record
AUGGGAGAACACAAGUUGGAAACAAAAAAGAGAAAGGCUGAUGAGAGUGUGGGGGUUGCCCCAGUGAAGAAGGACAAGAAGGACAAGAAAGACAAGAAGGAGAAGAAGGAGAAGAGAGAUAAGAAAGACAAGAAGGAUAAGAAGGAGAAGAAGGAUAAGAAAGAAAAGAAGGACAAGAGUGACAAUUCAGAGAUAGCACCAGUUUCUACCACUGAUUCCGUCAUUAUCCCACCCUCUGCUGUCAAAUCUGAAGAUGUCAAAAAGUUCCUCGAGGAAAACGAGAUCACCAUUGAGGACCCUCUUAACACCAACAUCAUACCAGCGCUGGAGUUUUCCUUGCUCGCUUCUACUAUAAAUAAGAAGAUCCUCAAGGUGUUGAGUGAAUUUGACAAGCCUACACCAAUCCAGUCAGCUACUUGGCCAUGUAUCUUGCAAGGCCGUGAUACAAUUGGUGUUGCAGAGACUGGGUCCGGUAAGACUUUUGCCUUUGGUGUUCCAGCCGUGGACCAUGUGGUCAAGUCGGGAAAGACUGACAAGCUCUCUGUGCUUGUUGUUUCGCCCACCAGAGAAUUGGCUUCUCAGAUUUACGACAAUAUGGUGAAGCUUACCGACGCAACGGGACUCAAGUGCACGUGUAUAUACGGAGGUGUUUCCAAGGAUGACCAAAGACGCCAGGUCAAGACGUCGAAUUGUGUGAUCGCUACUCCAGGUCGUUUGCUUGAUCUCAUGGAAGAAGGUUCGAUCAACUUGAGCGCUAUUGACUACUUGGUUCUGGAUGAGGCUGACAGAAUGUUGGAGAAGGGAUUCGAGGAGGAUAUCAAGAGGAUCAUGAACAAUGUCAACGCUAACAGACAAACCGUUAUGUUCACUGCCACCUGGCCGAAGGAAGUCAGAGAGCUGGCAGCUUCGUUCCUCAAAGAACCAGUUAGAAUUACCGUCGGUGACAGAGACGAAUUGUCUGCCAACAAGAGAAUCACACAGAUUGUUGAGGUUGUUGAGCCCUUUGAUAAGGAGAAGAAGCUUAUCCAGAUUUUGACCAAGUACACUUCUGGAUCCAAAUCGAAUGACAAGAUUCUCAUAUUUGCGCUUUACAAGAAAGAGGCCACCAGGGUGGAGAGAACUUUGAACUAUAAAGGUUUCCAAGUUGCAGCCCUGCAUGGUGAUCUUACCCAGCAACAGAGAACGCAGGCCCUUGAGAACUUCAAGAGUGGGCGCUGCAAUUUGCUGCUGGCGACCGAUGUUGCAGCCAGAGGUUUGGAUAUUCCAAAUGUCAAAGUUGUGAUUAACCUGACUUUCCCAUUGACCAUUGAGGACUAUGUUCACAGAAUUGGAAGAACUGGUAGAGCAGGAAAGACUGGUAUUGCCCACACUCUGUUCACUGAGCACGAGAAACAUCUCAGUGGUGCCUUGAUGAACAUUUUGAGAGGUGCUGAUCAAGCGGUGCCGGAUGAGUUGUUGAAGUUUGGUGGACAUACGAAAAAGAAGGAACAUAGUGUUUAUGGUGCGUUCUAUAAGAACGUUGAUCCUACUCAGAAGGCUAAGAAGAUCAAGUUUGAUUAG